This is a messenger RNA of Monoraphidium neglectum, 1029 nucleotides long. RefSeq lists its product as hypothetical. Gene Ontology annotation, molecular function: iron ion binding; procollagen-proline 4-dioxygenase activity; L-ascorbic acid binding. Bases 1 to 1029 code for a protein of 342 amino acids. The transcript is spliced from 10 exons. NCBI's taxonomy places the organism in Eukaryota, Viridiplantae, Chlorophyta, Chlorophyceae, Sphaeropleales, Selenastraceae. Gene Ontology annotation, biological process: peptidyl-proline hydroxylation to 4-hydroxy-L-proline. The record is from RefSeq and is a predicted model, not a curated record. Gene Ontology annotation, cellular component: endoplasmic reticulum.
AUGCGCAAAGGGUCGGCGCCGGAGGUGCCCAGCGUCCCACUGCCCAUGGUAGUGCUGCUCAUGGCUGGCGCAUUCCUGUGGGGCCACUUCGCGACCCAGCACCUGGUGCAGCAGCCGCCGCGGGCGACCCCCGCCCCCGCCCCCACGACCAAGGCCGCCGCAACCGCACCCGAGCCCGGCGGCAGCGGCGGCGCGCAUGGGGAGGAGCAGCAGCAGCAGCAGCAGCAGCAGCAGCAGCAGCAGCAGCAGCAGCAGCUGCGCGAGAUGGGCCCGCUGGGCGAGGAGUUCCUGGAGAGCUCCGGCUUGCUGCGGCUGCGGCCGCCGCUGCCGCCGGCCGAGUCCGGCAACCACUUUUACACCGUCCAGCCCUUCCAGAUCCUCAGCUGGUACCCCAGGAUUGUGGUGUACCCGAACUUCAUUGACCCUGACCGCUGCGACCACAUCAUAGGCCUGGCGCGGCGCAAGCUGCGGCGCAGCGGCCUCGCCUGGCGGCCGGACGAGACGCCCAAAGCCAACCAGGACACGCGCACCAGCCUGGGCACGUUCCUGGACGCAUCAGAGGACCACGACGGCGUGCUGAGGUGGAUAGAGGAGAAGAUCGCCGCCGUGACUCUGCUGCCGGUCGAUCACGGGGAGGCGUUCAACAUUCUGAAGUACGACCUCGGUGCCCACUACGACAGCCAUAUGGACACCUUUGAGCCGAAAGACUUUGGCCCUCAGCCCAACCAGCGGGUGGCCACUGUCCUACUGUACCUCAGCGACGUGGAGGAGGGGGGCGAGACGAUAUUCAAGCGGGAGGGCAGGGGCAACGCGGACAAAGUAAUCACGGACUACAAGUCUUGCGACGAAUCCGUUUUCAAGUACAAGCCCCGCAAGGGCGACGCGGUGCUGUUCCACAGCCUGGACCCCGACCUAAAGAUCAACCCCAGGUCGCUCCACGGCGGCUGCCCCGUCAUCAAGGGAGAGAAGUGGGUGGCGACAAAGUGGUUGCACGAGAAGGUCUUCCGCGAAACGGGCUACGCCUCCUGA